This is a messenger RNA of Chara braunii, 579 nucleotides long. The record is from the annotation of a GenBank genome assembly. Lineage: Eukaryota; Viridiplantae; Streptophyta; Charophyceae; Charales; Characeae.
GACUAACAAAAUCGAAAACACUGAAAUCAGAGAGAAUGUGAUACCUUCAUUCGAAGAAUGUAGUUCACAGAGACUUGAAGCCAGAAAAUCUUCUCAUCACUCAUGAGAAGACAGUGAAGAUUGCAGACUUUGGAGUCGCAAGGGUUGAGGCGUGCAAUCCAGUGGAAAUGACCUGUGAAACGGGCACAUUGAGGUGGAUGGCCCCGGAGAUCAUGAGAGGAGAGCCAUAUGAUCGCAAGGCAGAUGUCUACAGCUUUGGCAUCAUUCUUUGGCAGCUGAUUACAAGAGCGACACCGUAUGUCAGCAUGAGCGGGCCUCAGAUUGUGAACGAAGUUGCCCGUAAGAUGGUGAGACCGGCCUUUCCGGUUGGCAUUCCACCUGAGCUGGAAAGCCUGCUGACAAGAUGCUGGGCCCAUGACCCCCGCGAUCGGCCAGAUUUCUCCGACAUUGUACAAAUUCUCAAGGAGUUCCAGACGAGUCUUGGAGAUGAAUUUUCAAAGCAGCAGGGUUGCAGUUGUUGCGUCUCUUAGUUUCAGUCGCCAAUGUGCAUGAGAUGGGAAAUGAACUCCACUACUCUCA